This is a messenger RNA of Chlorella variabilis, 150 nucleotides long. RefSeq lists its product as hypothetical. The transcript has 2 exons. Gene Ontology annotation, molecular function: calcium ion binding; alpha-amylase activity. The record is from RefSeq and is a predicted model, not a curated record. The annotation marks the transcript as partial. Lineage: Eukaryota; Viridiplantae; Chlorophyta; Trebouxiophyceae; Chlorellales; Chlorellaceae. Gene Ontology annotation, biological process: carbohydrate metabolic process.
GUAAAGAUCCUGACCGCGGAGCGGGAUGUGUAUGCUGCUGAGAUUGACGGCAAGCUGAUCAUGAAGAUCGGGCCCGGAGACUUCGUGCCCGAGGACGCCUCGGCCGCUGUGGUCGACUGCGGCCACUGCUGGACGGUGUGGGAGAAGUGA